Molecule: messenger RNA, 2577 nt
Organism: Naegleria lovaniensis
Lineage: Eukaryota; Heterolobosea; Eutetramitea; Acrasida; Naegleriidae
Exons: 2
Coding region: 1-2577 (858 amino acids)
Source: RefSeq, a predicted model, not a curated record
AUGUCUUUUCAUGCAUUUGUCGAUCUUUCGUUCUCCACAACAGAACAUUUUUCAAUGAAUUCUCUGGCUCAUGAUGACUUAUUGCCGUCAUCAUUCCGAACGAGGAUUUAUAUAUCAACGACAACGAGUCAAGAACAUCCGUAUCAUCAUUCCGAACAAUUAUUUCAAUUAUUGUGUCAAUUCCAAAAAAUCACUUCCCAAAACAUUGCACAACGAUUGGAAAACGAAAAUACUCAACGUUUACGUCUUUUGGUACGAGUAAAACGAAGAGGAUAUGAUGAAUUGAGAAAAUUACCGGAAUAUUCCGAUGAUCGUCAAGUAGUAUGGAUGGCCGUAAGAUCAUUUCCCCAAGCUCUUCAAUUUGCUUCAAUUCGAUUAAAAAGCGAUCGAGAAAUUGUGUUGCAAGCAGUCACGACGAAUGGAUGUGCCAUAGAAUUUGCCAAAGGAGAGGCAGCAAAAGACAGAGAAAUAUUUGAAAUGGCAUUGAAAACAUUUGACAAGGCUGUAGAUUAUUUGAAUGUUGAAUUGGGACAUUUUCGAGAAAUUGUAUUGAAAUGUGUUGAUAAAAAAGGAAUGUCAUUGAAGUAUGCAUGUGAAGAGUUUCGAAAAGAUCGAGAAAUUGUUCGAAAAGCUUUGAAACAAGACGGAAACGCAUUGCAAUUUGUGUCAAAUGAACUCAAGAAUGAACGUGAAAUGAUUGAAUUAGCUGUCAAUACCUCUGGAGAAGCCAUUCAAUUUGUUGAAAAUGAGGAGUUUCUCAACGACAAACAAAUUAUAUUAUUAGCUUUGAAAAGCAAUCCAAAAGCAUUGGAAUUUGUUCCACCCACAUUUUCCAAUGAUCGAGAAUUUGUUCAAAUUGCAGUCUCAAAAUGUGGAAGCUGUUUCAAAUUUGCUUCGAAACAGUUACGUGAUGAUUUUGAAAUGGUUCAAUAUGCAGUUCAAAGCGAUGCCAUUCCAGGGACCAAUUUCCACAGAUAUUCAUAUCAUAGUCCUACACAUCCUUCCACAGCAUUUAAAUUUGCCUCAGAACGGCUACGAAAAGAUCCACAAAUGGUUGAAAUUGCAUGUCUUGCCAAUGACGAUGCCUAUCAGUAUGCGGAUCCAUCUGUGACUCGAAACAACAAAACUCUCCUGUUGAAAAUGAUUGAAAAGUUUAAACAUUGUUACUUUUUAUCAGAGGAGGAACGGUUGUUAUGGAGUCAAGAUCGAGAAAUUGCUAUACAGGCAGCUCAAUAUGGUGUCACUCAACUUAUUUCUCCCAAGUUCAGAUAUGAUAGGAAUUUUGUGGCAGAGGUCUGUAAAAAGAGUCACUACUUUUUAUCCAACUUUACCUAUAGCACACAUUUUAAUCAAGAAUUUUGGCUUUUCAUAUUACAAGAAACCAAUGAUUAUCAAAUCUAUUACUACAUUCCAAAUGAGUUGAAGAAAGAUACUCAAUUUAUUUCUACGGCAUUGAGAAUAUGCCCAAGUGUGAUUUAUAUUUAUUCUGAUUCUCGUUAUGAUGAGUUGAAACAUUGUGUCGAAAUGAGUCGUGAAACUUUGCGGAAUACUUUGAAAUUUGGUACCAAAGGAUUAGAAUUAGCCUCUAAUCUCGAGGUUCGAAAAGAUAGGGCAUUAAUGUUAGAAGCAUGUCAACAUUAUCUCCGUGCCUUGUCACUCGCCGAUGAAUCCUUAACAUCUGAUAAGGAAUUUUUGAUUCAAACAUUCAAAACGACGAGAGUUUAUGACCGUCAAGCAAUGAGUUAUAUACCAGAUUCAUUGAGAAAUGAUCGAGAAUUUGUCAUGCAAAUGGUACAAGCGAAUAGCAUGCUGUUGGAGUUUUUGCCUCCCGAAUUUUGUAAUGAUCGUGAAAUUGUAUUGAAAGCCAUGAAAAGUUGCCCGAAUGGAAGCUCGUUCAAAUUUGCAAGUGUAUCACUUCGAAAGGAUCGGGAAAUUAUUGAGAUUGCACUGACAAAGAGCAUUUCCAAUAUUGAUCAUGUUCCCGAAGAUAUUCGAGAUGAAAUUAGAAAUAACUUCAACUCGACGACGAGUACUCCUUCUAAUAACAUCACAAGUGCUGCCACUCAAUGGAGUUUGAGAUAUCUCAAUGAUGAGAAGAGAAAACAGAGAGAUUUAGUAUUGAAAAAUAUUUCACUCAAUCCCUUAUCACUUCAAUAUGCAGAUGAUUCGCUUAAAAACGAUAAAGAAGUGGUCAUGGAAGCUGUGAAACGAAAUGGAACCUCUCUCAUGUAUGCCAGCAAUGAAUUGAAACGAGAUCGACAAGUCGCCAUUCUUGCAUGUUCAAGCAAAGGAAAUGGCUUUCGAUAUGUGGAUCCCAUAUUUCGCACAGAUCGAGAAGUAGUGACCAUUGCAGUUUCAAACUUUGGAGGAAGUUUGGAAUUGGUUGAAAAAGAGUUUGGAAAUGAUUUUGAAAUUGUGAUGAAAGCAGUUUCGAAUUAUGGACUUGCAUUACAAUUUGCAAGUGAAGAAUUACAAUCAAAUAUUGAAAUUGUUCGAGCUGCCAUUCAACAAGAUCCACAAGCUCUCCAGUUUGCAUCAGAAUGUUUCAAAAACAUCAACACUAAGAGUUUGAAUUGA